Molecule: messenger RNA, 5262 nt
Organism: Brassica rapa (field mustard)
Lineage: Eukaryota; Viridiplantae; Streptophyta; Magnoliopsida; Brassicales; Brassicaceae
Product: probable pectinesterase/pectinesterase inhibitor 21
Biological process (GO): cell wall modification
Molecular function (GO): pectinesterase activity; enzyme inhibitor activity
Source: RefSeq, a predicted model, not a curated record
AAUUCAGAUUUAAUGCAAAUAGACAGGAUAUAUAGGGUACAGUUUAAGGUUUUUAAAUAUGUCUGGCACAAGUAGUAUAUUCAACGGCGAAGGAGGGGUGGUUCCGUCACGUUAGGUUUUAAUGAAUAUAGAUGAUGACAGGUAUGACUAUUGCCACGUGUACGCUGAGGAUUGAUGGUAUAUGCUUACUUCCGUCUACCUCUUGCCGUGUAUUUUUUGCAACUUGGUUAGCAACAUUACGUCGUUUCCAAGUUGGACAAGAGCUCCAAGGUUUCAUUGUCUUAGACAAAGUAGCAUAAUGACUAUUUUACCCUAAGACUUUGCCUUGCAAAAGUAACUCCGAAAUUUCUGUGUAUAUCUAAGCGGUUUACACUAAUUGUUUUGUAUUUCUUAUAAGCAAUUUACAUUAUUUAUAACCGAAUUAUUCAAUACUAUAAAGAAUAAUUAAUCUAAUCUACAGCUGUAGGCUGUUAAUCAUAAGUGAAACUAUAGUACGUCUACUUUCUCUUAGCAUCCCAUUUGAAAUACGUUUUAUGUAUUUGUUGGUAAAAUACUAAAAUCUAACAUGUAUAAUGAUUUGGUAGCGAGGGAGAAUUUGGUCUUUUAGUUGAUACAAGAGUUUCUGUUGUGCGAAGUAUAUGCCAUGCAAGCAUCAAACGACAAGAAUAUCCCUAUUUUUGUGCUUUACCAGAUCAGAAUAUUCCCCUCAAAAGCUUAUUCAAUCCAUAUAUGUGAUUAGACAAGGAAAUGAUUGUGUAUCGGCCUACACUUUUGUUCAUUUAAUUAUUGAUGACAAACAAAAUACUUGUAUGAUUAAGAAAAUUCUGUCUGACCUUAUUUGCAUAAAAAGUAAUAAACACUUAAUUAAUUAUAACGUAUACGCAUCAACAUUUACAGUAAAGAGACUUAAAUUAGCAUUCAUUAUCAAGCGAUCAACCUGCAGUAUAAAACGAUGACAUGGGAAGUACAGAACCAUCACUUUCAUUUCAUGUUAGUAAAGUAAAAUUUCACUUUCAUCAUCCAAAUAUUGAUAAUGAAAAGCAUCAAACAAUUUUGUAAGAAUAACUGUAGAUGAUUUAGCAAAAAAAGAAGAAUAACUGUAGAUGAUUAUUCCAAAACAGAAUAAUAAUAGGGUUGGGCACUUCGGUUAUUUUAUCGGUUUGGUUAGUUCGGUUCUAGAAUUUUUCCAGCUGAAGUAAAUCAUAGUUAGUUUGGUUUGGAUCGAUUUCGGUUCGGUUAUGUUCGGUUAUGUUUGGUUCAGUUUAUAUUUGGUUUGGUUUGUAUUCGAUUUGGUUUGUAUUUCGGUUCGGUUCAUAUUCGGUUUGUAAACCAUAAACGUAUGGUUGUCAUGAAAUAAUCACGUUGGUCAUAAUAAAAAAUUAAGUAUGUAAAUUAAAUUCAGUAUAAAACCAAAAUAAAAACCUUUUAAAAAUUACAAAUAUAGUUUAUAACUUUAUAAGAAUUCAAUCAAACCAAAAUUAACUAAAUAAAAAGAAAAAAAAAAACAAAUUUUGUUGUCUCUUAUAGCAUUAAGAAUUAAAAAAAGCCUGCAAUGAAUCAUUUUCCAUGUGAUAUCAUCAAAAAAACCUGCAACAAAUCAAUAAUUAGUAUAUGUUAUAUUAGGAUUUCUUCCGUGCAAAAGGAAAUUAUGUGGGCUUAAUCUUAGGAUUUUAAUAUCUUGAUAUUAUUAAUAUUUUUAGUUUAAAUAACUAUUAAAACACUUCGGUUUAUCAGUUCGGUUUAAACCGAACUGAACUGAACCGUUCGGGUUGGAAAAAUCUUCAACCGAAUCAUUUGAAAUGGACUUCGGUUUGGUUCGAAUAGGUUUCGGUUCGGUCAGUUCGGUUCGAUCGGUUCAGUUCGGUUUUUUUGCUCACCCCUAAAUAAUAAUGUCAUAAUAGCAAACAUUCUUUAGUAGUAGUAUGUACACCAGAAUUAAAGUUCGGAAAACUGAAGCCAACUUUUAAUGGGCUAAUACUUCCCAAUUUGGGCCUUGAAACAACUAAUGAAAAGCUCUACAAACUCAUAAACCGUUUCAAACAAAGUAUAUCUUCAUUCUGAUUGCUCUGAGUAUGUGCUGUAGGGACUUGGGAUUCAAACCUUUGUCUAUAUGGAGAUCCACAAGCUGCGGUUAUAUGAAACUAUGCAUUUUCUGGUUUACCUUAAGACGAGAAACUUCACAAGAUUGCUUGAGUUGCAUAGACUAGGCUGUUUGUUCUUGAAGAAUAAUAGAUGUCAACAAAUAUCGUUUUGAAGACAUUGUAUCAUGCAGUUUAAGAACAGCGGACCAGGUUCAGAAUUAAAGAUAACAGAUAGCUCCAUGAUCUAUGUGAAAGUGUUUUGUAAUCAAAAUUAGAAAGAAAGUAAUAUAUAAGAUCAAUGGCAUUGGUACAUGUUGACAUAAAAUUAAAGAUAGCAGUAGCUCCUUUAAGUUGACUAAUUAAGUCUUCCUAAUCAUCUAUAUAGUCAAGAACCAAACACAAAUUUUCAAUGCAGUGAAAACAUAUAUACCUUUUCCACUUUCAGUUUCUUCCUAAGAAACAUUCAUACACAUUAUUCUAUACAAAUACAUACGACUAUAUAUACAUCUAAAUCAUGUGCACAUAUGAUAUGUUUAAAAUCUCACAUUGAUUCUAGAAUAUAAAACAGAACAAAUGACAUGACCUCAAAUAAAAAACAUCUGUGUAAAAGAGUUUGAAUAGCAAUGAGUAGGCUAUUCAACACGAUUGAGACACUGAUUAUUCUGGUUAGAACAUCAACAAACAAACAAACAAACAAAAACGAGGAAUAAGAUUUAAUUAUUUUCUCAAUUUAGAAACUUUGACGAAACAGAGAAGACAAUAAACUAAUCUUUAUCUUUUUCAACAGUUUCUCACUAGCCGUAUUUCCCGCCAAACCUCAUAAAACAGAGCAACACUUAUAACCAACUCUUAAUUUGUCGUUUCAGUUAUAAAAAAAUGCCAUCACGACAAUUAUGUGAACAGAUGCACACUUCCAAGGACGCUACGUAACCUUCAAAGGAUGAGUCCAUAAAACUCACAAUCCCAUUUUCUCGAAAAAGAACAACGAACAGCUCUAAUAUUUUUAAACAAAACAUCUUCAGAGCUGUUCAAGUUCAACAACAGUUUGAUAAAAUAUAAUCCAACAAUCAAAAGAACAUUUACUGUAAGCAAAAAAAAAAAACAAGGAUAUGUCGUACAGGUACGACGAUGAUUCCAAGAAGAAGAGGAGGUACGCUGUUAUUUUAAUCUCCUCCGUUCUGCUCAUCUCAAUGAUCGUCGCCGUUACCAUCAGCCUCAACAAGAACGAAGCAAACGGCGACUCUAAAAGUAACGGAGAGCUAGCCGCUUCCGUCAAGGCCGUUAAGGACGUAUGCGCACCAACGGAUUACAAAAAGACAUGCGAAGACACUCUUCUCAAGAAUGGUCACAACACAACCGAUCCAAUGGAGUUGGUUAAAACCGCGUUUAGCGUCACGAUGAAGCAGAUCACCGACGCUGCCAAGAAGUCGCAGACCAUGAUGGACCUUCAGAAGGAUCCGAGGACGAGGAUGGCUCUUGAUCAGUGCAAGGAGCUGAUGGACUACGCCUUGGGAGAGCUCAGCAACUCUUUCGAGGAGCUAGGGAAGUUCGAGUUCCAUUUGCUCGACGAGGCUUUGAUCAAUCUUAGGAUUUGGCUCAGCGCGGCGAUAAGCCACGAGGAGACUUGCCUCGAAGGGUUUCAAGGGACACAAGGGAAAGCCGGAGAGACAAUGAAGAAGGCCUUGAAAACCGCUAUCGAGCUGACCCACAAUGGGCUAGCGAUCAUCAGCGAGAUGUCGAGUUUUGUCGGACAAAUGGGGAUUCCCGAGCUGAACAGUAGAAGGCUUCUGUCUCAAGAUAUCCCCUCGUGGGUGGACCAGAGAGGGAGGAGCCUCUUGCAGGCUGCUGAGGGGUAUUCGGAUGCGAAGGCUGAUAUUGUGGUGGCUCAGGACGGGAGCGGUCAGUAUACAACGAUCAACGACGCGAUGAAGUUCGUUCCCAAGAAGAAGAAUACAACCUUUGUGGUUCACAUUAAGGCUGGAGUCUACAAGGAGUAUGUGCAAGUCAACAAGAGCAUGACUCACCUUGUGUUCAUCGGUGAUGGUCCUGACAAAACCAUCAUCUCCGGUAGCAAGAAUUACAAGGACGGUAUCACUACCUAUCGUACUGCCACUGUUGCCAUCAUUGGAGACUACUUCAUUGCCAAGAACAUAGGGUUUGUAAACACUGCCGGUGCCAUCAAACAUCAAGCCGUUGCGGUUAGGGUUCAGUCAGACGAGUCCAUAUUUUUUAACUGUAGAUUCGAUGGUUACCAAGACACGCUCUACGCUCACUCCCACCGUCAAUUCUACCGAGAUUGCACCAUCUCUGGCACCAUUGAUUUCCUCUUUGGAGACGCAGCUGCUGUAUUCCAGAACUGUACUUUAUUGGUGAGGAAGCCACUCCCGAACCAGGCGUGCCCUAUCACAGCUCAUGGUCGUAAAGACGCGAGGGAGUCAACUGGAUUUGUGUUCCAAGGUUGCACUAUUGCUGGCGAACCGGAUUACUUGGCAGUCAAGGAAACUAGCAAAGCCUAUUUAGGAAGGCCGUGGAAGGAGUACUCGAGAACUAUUAUUAUGAACACUUUUAUUCCUGAUUUUAUUCAACCCCAAGGAUGGCAACCGUGGCUUGGAAACUUCGGUCUUGACACAUUGUUCUACUCUGAAGUACAGAACAUUGGACCUGGAGCAGCCCUUGCAGGCAGGGUUACUUGGCCUGGAAUCAAGACACUGAGCGAUGAGGAGAUUCUCAGUUUCACACCUGAUCAGUACAUCCAAGGUGAUGUUUGGGUUCCGGGCAAAGGUGUACCGUACACUCCUGGCCUCUUGGCUGCUGACCCGAACGCUGCAACCACUACCCCUAGCGGCUCGGCUGCUCCAGAUUUCUCUUCUUUCCCGGACACAAGUGGUGCUGGCUCGGUUUCUCCAGCAGCUGCCCCGGAAGGUUCUACCAAGAGAACCAUGGUUUUAACUGACUAAAAGAAUCGGUUAAGUUGCAAUAUAAUUUGUUUUUUCUUACGUUAAUUAAAGACAACCUGGAAACAAACAAAUUUUCACAAUUGUUGGGAUUAAUGUUUAGCCUUGAAGCUCAUGUUUAAUAUCCGCAAUACAUUAAAGAUGUCGUUUACAAAACUUAAUUGUAAUAACCAUUAUGUAAAAUUUAAUCCAUUAGUAUGUAAUAUGCGCUAGCUGCUAUUUUUUUA